Cucurbita maxima (winter squash) is the source of this 1408-nucleotide messenger RNA. Its product is annotated as carboxy-terminal domain RNA polymerase II polypeptide A small phosphatase 1-like. The record is from RefSeq and is a predicted model, not a curated record. Gene Ontology annotation, molecular function: phosphoprotein phosphatase activity. Bases 221 to 1126 code for a protein of 301 amino acids. The transcript is spliced from 6 exons. NCBI's taxonomy places the organism in Eukaryota, Viridiplantae, Streptophyta, Magnoliopsida, Cucurbitales, Cucurbitaceae.
AAAGGAAGCAGUCCUUCGAGCCGAGCCAGGGCGGCAAAAAGCCACCUGCCAUCACCGCCACAAUUCCGUCGGCCACAGAAUUUUCCAAUUGCGUCGUGGCGUUUUCAAUUCUUGUUUAUUGUUGAAAAUGAUUGAGAGAGAGAGAGGCCGAUUCGCGUUUUCUUUCUGAAGCAUCGAGUCAGUUUUGGGGAUCUCUCUGUAUCUGCGAUUCGUUGUGGAUAUGGCGCAGAUUGGUCAAGCCGAGGUCUGUGUGCCGAGGUCUCUGCAAGUAUGGCAAGCUUUGAUCGAUUGGCUCUCUUUCUUUGUUCAUAUAAUUGCUCAGAUCGUGCGUGGUGCUCCUUCUUGGGCUCAGAUUUUGUCCUAUGUCGGUGUUAGAUUGCCGCUUCUUGCCUCAUCUUCUCCCUCUUUUAAGCCCUUGCCGAUUGCUGAGCUUUCUCUCCAUCAGCUUUCAGCUAAGAAACUUAGCCCUCUCACUGAUGUGGAUGACGGUGGAAGUCGAGAUCGCCCGCUGGAAAAGAUCACGGUUGUUCUUGAUUUGGACGAAACCUUGGUUUGUGCAUAUGAAACAUCCAGUUUGCCAGCCGUUUUUCGCACUCAGGCAACAGAAGCUGGCUUGAAUUGGUUUCAGCUAGAAUGUGUGUCCUCGGACAAGGAAUAUGAAGGAAAGCCAAAGAUCAGUCAUGUGACUGUAUUUGAACGUCCUGGAUUGCACGAGUUCUUGAGUCAGGCUGCUGAAUUUGCUGAACUCAUUUUAUUCACCGCUGGUCUUGAAGGAUAUGCUAGACCACUGGUCGACCGAAUCGAUUCAGAGGGAAGAUUUAGCCUUCGACUUUAUCGACCAUCCACCGUUAGCACAGAAUACAGAGAACACGUAAAAGAUCUAUCGUGUUUACGAAGAGAUCUCUCUCGAGUUGUUAUAAUCGAUAACAACCCGUUUAGUUUCUUACUGCAACCAUUGAAUGGAAUCCCAUGCCUCCCAUUCUCUCCUGCACAGCCUUCUGAUAAUCAGCUUUUAGACGUCCUCCUCCCGCUCCUCAAACACCUCGCCCUGGAAAAAGACGUCCGACCCAUUCUAUACGAAAAAUUUCACAUGCCUGAAUGGUUUCACAUCCAUGGAAUUCCUUAGCAUGAGAAAAUUACAAUUCAGAUAAUAUCCAAGCGUGCUGAGUGAAGAGCAUGCUAUGAAAUCAGUCUCCACAUUCUUUCCAUUUAGAGCUUAGGUGAUGGAGUAAGAAGAAAUUCAUGAGAUAUGUCCACAAUGUAUGUUGUUUCCACCUUAGGUUAAUGUAUUCUAUUGUUUCAUCAAGACUGCAAACCAUCAAAAGAGUUGUACUCUUAAAUUUAAAUUCUUUUAUAUCAUUACCCCUUAGAACAGUCUUUCAAGAGGAAAUCCAACGUUUUUGUAGAA